Sugiyamaella lignohabitans is the source of this 1656-nucleotide messenger RNA. RefSeq lists its product as uncharacterized. Gene Ontology annotation, biological process: RNA processing. The record is from RefSeq and is a predicted model, not a curated record. Gene Ontology annotation, cellular component: nucleus. Lineage: Eukaryota; Fungi; Ascomycota; Dipodascomycetes; Dipodascales; Trichomonascaceae. Bases 1 to 1656 code for a protein of 551 amino acids. Gene Ontology annotation, molecular function: RNA binding. The transcript has 2 exons.
AUGGCACCUCCACGGCAUUUUGUGAGGAAGCCGGUGGGUGUGGGUGAGGGGAGUGAUAGUUGGGUGUUGAGGGUGUCGGGGUUGUUGAGGGCCAGCAGGACUGAGUCGGCUCGGAUUGUUUUUGGGCUUGUGACGCCGGUUUUGGGGGCAGGUGGGAAGGAGGACGAGGAGGAAGAACUGCCGACAGUGAGCGAGAUCAGGGUUGCUGAGAAUGGGCAGACUGUGUUUAUAGUGGUUUUAGAACGUCGAUCUGGCGAGCUGAUUCGUGAUAAACUGCAUGGGUUUUAUAUUGGACGAGGACAUCGACUGGCAGUGGAGUUUUCCGACCGAACGACACUGGAGCAGCAGCUGCAGAACGACUUUAAUAGCCUCGUUUUUCGAACCCAGCGAAUUUCUCAACAGGAAUCUGGUAGUGGUUUUGACACUAAGAAGAGCUCUGAAUCGUUAACGGCUUCAGAUGAUCGGUCAACUGAAAAAGUGCCAUUGACGGAAGCUGGAGUAAUGGUACCGUCUGUGUCUGCAGCAGCACCAACGCUACCACCACCGGCUACUGAUGCUGCUACUGAUAUGGAAGCGAAAACGUUUCUUGAUUCGCUGAAAAGUUCGCUUCCAACGUACGUUCCAUUUAAAGCGGAUGCUGAGAAUCGAAUUGCUGUUGAGUAUCCUCGCGAUAUCAGGACUCUUCGACUCGUGAAUAUGGUAGUUGAGAAUGUGGUGCAGUAUGGCCCGGCAUUCGAACUGGCUCUUAUGGACCAGCAACAAAACAAUCCAGACUACGAAUUUCUUUUCAAUUUUGAUCUCCCUUUACACAUUUAUUACAGAUGGAAACUGGUUUCUCUCGGCAAAUCACUCGGACUGUCGAAAAACGACACUCCUGGUCUCUCUCGAUCGUCCGUCUCGUUGAACGAUUGGCAGACCUCAACACGUCAGGGAGUUCGGUUUCCUGUUCCCAUGGAACUGUAUCCCAACAUGAAUUUUGUACCACCCUUCCCCCCCGAAACUCUCGACCGUGAAAUCGACGAGUUACAAGACCGUUCCUCCUCCCCCUCCCUCGGUCCACCACCUUUCACAUCCCUCACAUCCACCACUGACCGAGACCGUCGAGUCCGUACUCGACCGUUUCUCGGUGAGAUCCCUGCUCUUCAUUUAACAGUUCUCCUUCGCUACGUUUCGUACGAACGAGGCUCCAUUGCCCGAGUCAUGGCAUUUGCGAUUGACCACGAAGCAGCAGCACCCGAAAUCGUCGACCUCAUUUGCACCUCCAUCGAACACCCGUCCGCAACUACCCAAUCGCGAAUCGCCCGAACUGAAGAGGGCUCGGAUGAUGUCAACGAUGGGGCUGCGGAAAGUGGAGGGCUAUACGAUUGCACUUCCAAGGCGGCAGCAGCAGCAGCAGCGGCAGCAGCAGCGGUUGUAUUAGCCGUAGUGGCAGGAUUAGCAGCAGUAGGAGUCACUGAUCCGGAUAAUGGUGCCAUAACAGGUGGUGGUCCGCUGUUGAUUACUGAUGUUGGUGAAGAAGCAGAUGACGAUUUUCGUCGUCUGGAGCUGUUGUGGUUGUUGUUGUUCUCGUUAUCGUCUUCUUCGUCGUGUGUCAAACUGGACGAGUUGAUAGGACUGGUCUUUUUCGACACUGGCGAGCCCGAACUGUAUUUUUGA